Molecule: messenger RNA, 5100 nt
Organism: Oncorhynchus tshawytscha (Chinook salmon)
Lineage: Eukaryota; Metazoa; Chordata; Actinopteri; Salmoniformes; Salmonidae
Gene: gramd1a
Product: GRAM domain containing 1A
Exons: 23
Coding region: 1275-4085 (936 amino acids)
Biological process (GO): intracellular sterol transport
Cellular component (GO): plasma membrane; endoplasmic reticulum-plasma membrane contact site; endoplasmic reticulum membrane
Molecular function (GO): sterol transfer activity; sterol binding
Source: RefSeq, a predicted model, not a curated record
GUUUCUAGUUCCCCAUUCUGCGAAGGGAAGCGUUCAGCAACACAUCUCUCCGUGACCUGGUUUGCGCAGGCAUAAACUCUGAUUCUCGUUGAGUCGUUGGCACCAUGGAACUGGAGCUGUCCAGGUGUUUAUAACCGGAUGUAAAAUGCCAUGAAGCGCGAAGAUGUAAACCAAAGAGGGAAUUCUGAAAAUACAAAGUCAUUGCGACCACUAUUGGCUAUUCUCCAGAAUAAUUGUCUCGUGAAAUAGUCUGAUAAACUGAAGCUCGAGUGAAACUUAUAAACCCCUGUGAGAGGAGCAGCUUUUACCAGCAACAUUAUUCAGCCCUGUAGCCCAUCUGUCCCUGAAGUAUCAAUCAUGAUGUAGACUGAGCAGUCUUUUUCUUGAAAAACUUUUCACAAGUUUUUUGAGUCUUCUACCAGAACAAGGUGACCUGUCUCUCACCCAGGCGCCUGCAGCCGCAAAGUAUUCGACUGCAUGGAUAUCGUAUUUCUCAGCUUGGCCAGAAAUUAAUCAGUUACAGCUCAGAGAGAGUUGCCGAUAGCAGCAUACACACACAAGCCUUGCAGCAAUGGUGGACCACUGUGACCUACCUCAUGAAGCCCCCUGCAACAGCGGGACAUAGAUCGUUAUCUCUCCCACCGCAAGUUCAACCGUUGCUAUAAUGAGACCAAAUGUGAGACUGCACGGCCUGUGAACUUGGCUCAAUGUAAGAGGGAGAGCAGGCACAUCGAAGGAGAGACGGAGACAUCGGACAGAGGGGGAGUUGCGGAAGAGGAGGAAGUGAGGAACAGAACUACUGACAAAAAGAUGCAAAGAAGCCCCACGCACAGAGCAUGAGGUGGAGAGUUGGAAAAUAUUAGAGAGGGAGAAGACUGCGUUGUAUUAGCUUUUUUAAUUCAAUAAGGGUCCCACCCUGGUUUCCUGCUGCAACAUUAUUGACUGAAAUUAGGGGGAGAAGCUAAACGACUAUAACCUAGUGUAGUACUGUCAUGCCCUGCACUACCAUGGAGAAUAAAACCUGCCUUCCAUAAUGGCAUCUUUCAUACUGCACCAUCUGGAUGUCACUGGAAACAUGAGGUACAUUCACAAAUGUUAGCCUAGCAGUCUAGGACCAGUCCACAAUUGAUUUGUACCAAAAAGCAGAAGUUGUGAUCGGAUCUUACACAAACUUCCUCAACAUCCUGACCUAGUGUCAGCAUAAUUUGCUUCGCACAGCAAGCCUUCAUCGGGGUGUUUUGAAGUAAAACAAUUGGUCUGAAGAAGCUCUGAGAAUGAUGACCAUGUCUGUGCUGGCCACCGCCGGACCAGAAAGCGGGGUGACCCAGCUCGUCCCCAUUCCCGCGCUGAACAUCCUUCCCCCGUCCUCAGACACAGAGGCCUGGUCCCGCUUUCCCAGCCCUCGGCCUCCCCGCCGCCACCGGCUCACACACCCCCACCGGAGCAGAGGCCGGACCAAGAAGAGGAGUGAUGGAGAACAAGAGGAGUCAUCCAAACCCCGGUGGAACGGCACUGAGGAGGGGGGGGUGGAGAGGGUGAAGGGGAGCGCUACUCCUCAAGGAAGCCCCUCACCUCUCCCUUCACCCCUCUUGCCCCCCCACGUGGAGGACACAGUCCUGGGCCCUUCCCUGGACCUCUUGCUACCCCCGUCGUCUCGCAUCUCCUGGUCACGUAGCUCGUCUCUCGGCCGGCGCUCACGCUGGUCCCUCAGGAGUCUGCUCAGCAGGGAGUCUGACUGGGACAGCUGCAGUACCGCCAGUAACUCUCCGCGCAGCACCCCUGGCAGCUCCCCCUCUCUGCGCCGUCGGGUGCUGGGGGGUAGUGGUGGGGGUGGAAGCAGGACCAGUGAUGUGGAGGGUGGCCCGGGGGAGCGCAGUGGGGAAAGGAGAGGUUCGGACAGCCCCCUGCCCUCCGCCACCGCUUCCGCAUACCCCGUCGCCUCACGCCAUUUCAGCCGCAACGCCAAGAAAAUGCAGAGCUGGUACAAUGUUCUCAGUCCAACUUAUAAACAGCGCAAUGAGGAUUUCCGUAAACUCUUCAAGAAGCUGCCAGACACGGAACGCCUCAUAGUGGACUACUCAUGUGCGCUGCAGAAAGACAUUCUACUCCAGGGGAGACUCUAUCUAUCAGAGAACUGGCUCUGCUUCUAUAGCAAUAUCUUCCGCUGGGAAACCACUAUUACAAUCCUGCUGAAAGAUGUGACCACUCUGACCAAGGAGAAGACUGCCAAGGUCAUCCCCAACGCCAUUCAGAUCAGCACCGACCACGACAAGCACUUCUUCACGUCUUUCGGGGCGAGGGAUCGCAGCUACAUGAUGAUGUUCAGACUGUGGCAGAACGCACUGAUGGACAAGCCUCUUUCCCCAAAGGAGCUGUGGCACAUCGUCCAUCAGUGUUACGGCACUGAGCUGGGCCUCACCAGUGAAGACGAUGACUAUGUCUCCCCCACUGACGAGCACAUUAACGGUCUACUGCCAGUGGAAGAGUCAGUCUCUGUCUCUGACCUGUUGGACCUCAGCUCCUUGGGGGCCAUAGCUUCUCUGGGCAGCUCACCCUCCUCCAUGGCAGCCUUGUUCCCCAGUGGCCCCCUCCUAGUCAGCGGUGGUCUGGGCUCCUCUCCUCCCUCCUCAUCCACCUGUCUGCCCGUAGACAUCCCCGGCAGCCCCUCCCUUGACCCCCCAGACCCCAGCCCGCCCAGCUCCCAGAGCUCCCUGCCCUCCACCACACACACCGCCUCCUUGUCCGCCCCCGCCUCGGCUGCUGCCUCUUUCUAUGUGGAGGAGGACGGGGACUUCCUGUUGGAAUCUGCCAAUCACAUGAUGCCCCAAUCUGCCACCAGCCUGGGAAACCUCUCCUCAUUGGACCAGCUCACCAACGACGACGAGCUGCCCACUGACCCCAGCAACUCCUCAGACACACAGGAAGAGGACGAGGUGGAGUCGUUCUGUGCGGACCUGGCUGGCCGGCUGCACAUCAACAUGGUGGUGCGCAUGAGCGUGGACAAGCUGCAUGACCUGCUCUUCUCCGCAGACACACACUUCAUCCAGCAUCUCUUCUCCCAACGGCACUUCACAGACCUGUCAGUUCGCGAGUGGCAGCAGGACAGCUGCACUGGGAACACCAACCGGAUCCUGAGUUACACCAUCGCCAUCAACAACCCCCUGGGCCCCAAGACCGCCCCCGUAGUGGAAACUCAGACGCUGUUUAAGAACAGUGCCCCGGGCGAGUGUUACGUGGUGGACUCGGAGGUGAUUACCUCGGGCAUCCCCUACCAGGACUACUUCUACACCGUGCACCGCUACUGCCUCACCGCCAUCAACAAAAACAAGAGCAGACUCCGGGUGUCGUCAGAUAUCUGCUACAAGAAGCAGCCGUGGAGCCUGGUGAAGGCGCUCAUCGAGAAGAACACCUGGAGUGGCAUCGAGGAGUACUACAGACACAUGGAGAGUGAGGUGUGUAAGCUGGAGACCCUGCUCCAGUCUGAGGUGUCAGUGGUGACCUCUGGGGAUGUGGUGGGGGCAGACUCUGCCAAGACACCCCCGGCCCUGCGGCGACGCAAACGCACCUGCUCCCGGCGCCUGGCGGACCGGGAAAGAGAGGGAGGUGGCGCGGGAGGUGGAGAGCGCGGGGACCGAGGAAUAGGAGAGGAGCGGAGAGAGGCGGGUGGUCAGUACAAGCACGGAGAGGGGUCGCGUGGCGGAGGCAACGGCAUCUCUACCAUACUGCUCAUAGUCAGCUUCAUGAUCUGUGUCAGUCUGGUGGUGUUGGUGGCCCUCAACAUGCUCUUGUUUUACAAGCUGUGUUCUCUGGAGAGAGCUGCACACACACUGGAGACGUGGCACUCCUUCUCUCUGUCUGACAGUCCUCUACCCCAGUCGGCAGGAGAGUGGGCCCAGGUGUUGCAGCUUCAGAGACAGUUCCACCAGGCCCAGCUGGGCAAAUGGCAACAGAUCCUCCAAUCCUCAGUCACUCUGCUAGACCAGAUGAAACAGUCGUUGGAAAAGCUCCACCGAGGCGUCGUCACUCCAGAAGUCCAGCAGGAUCCCCCCUCGAACCCCACUUCAGAGUCUCUCACUGAGCACUGAUCCUCCCUCCCUCCACCCUCCAACCUCAAGCCCUCAAGUGGGUACGAAUGGACCACGGGGGGCGAGAACCGAGGUGGCCAGAGGGGAGGGUCCAGCUGGGCCAAUAAGGGAGAGUGACACUCUCUCUCACCCGAUCCCAAGCUCCGCUCCUGCUUCUCUACUCAAAACAGACAGGGAGUGAUGUGGGUUGGGGGGGGGUCCCACGCCUCAGUCUGAGCAACCUGCAAUGAGGUGGGUGGUGAUUGACCUUUGGGGUACUACACUACCCAUAACUCCCCACACCUCAGUCUGAGUAACCUGCAAUGGCAAAGUCCCACCUUCUCUCACGCCCAGACAGACUGGGAAUGUCUUCAGGACUACAGAAAUAACAUAGCACGGUGAGCCAACCAUAUCUCCCACAGUCAGGGCAAAAGGCUGGCCAGUUUGUAUAGUACCAUCUGCUCCUCACAUGCAACCAACCAUGCUGCUCACCUUGAACCAUAUCCCCUGCCUGAGAAUCCAAGAGACAUUUUCAAAAGAAAACGGACGAUCUACUGCAUUUCAACAUGUGCAGCCCUGCUGCUGCGUUUCAAAUGGACAGACUCCGGUCCAGCGCAUUUCAUAACGGACUGACUUGACUUGGACCGACUGCAUUUCUCAAAAUGGGCCAACCCAGAUUUAACUUUGCUUUUCAAUAUGGAUGGACUCUGACAUUUGGGAAAUUGGGAGCUUUCCCAGCCCUGAUAAACAGCUAUGGCUCUGUUCCCAGCUGAAGCCAGCCUAGGGGACUUAUGUGCCUCGGUGUGAGGGAUCCGCUCAGCUAAGUCCCCCUUGAGCCUCUGGAAAUGAGGGACACAUGACGAGGGAGGGGAAAGCUCUGAUGGAUUACAGAAAGUCUCCUGUUUCUAACACUUUUUUUUUUUGUUCUCUCGCUCUCUCAUUCUCUCUCGCUCUCUCAUUCUCUCUCUCGCUCUCUCAUUCUCUCUCUCGCUCUCUCAUUCUCUCUCUCGCUCUCUCAUUCUCUCUCUCGCUCGCU